Cryptomeria japonica (Japanese cedar) is the source of this 4000-nucleotide messenger RNA. RefSeq names its product receptor-like protein kinase HSL1. Bases 365 to 3316 code for a protein of 983 amino acids. The transcript is spliced from 2 exons. Gene Ontology annotation, molecular function: ATP binding; protein kinase activity; receptor serine/threonine kinase binding. Gene Ontology annotation, biological process: protein phosphorylation. NCBI's taxonomy places the organism in Eukaryota, Viridiplantae, Streptophyta, Pinopsida, Cupressales, Cupressaceae. The record is from RefSeq and is a predicted model, not a curated record.
UACAGAGCAUAAAACUUUUGUUUGGUACAGCGUGGAAUUUUUUUUUCUCAUGUUCUCACUGCGUAGAAAUUUGUGGUCGAUUUCUCGCUAGGUAGCAAAAUGUCGCUGUAGUUGGUGUGAAACUGUACCGCCGGCUAUAGAUGUGGGUUCAAAGUAAUGUUUUUUGUGCCAUUUCUCGAAUACCCAAAUGCGGAGCGUUAUGUUUAGAUAGAGAUAGCUAUGGCAAGAACAUGCGUUUUCUUGCACCAUUGUGGGACCUGGGGGAAGAUUUAGCGGGAACAGGUUAUGGUGGGUGGGUGGGUGUUCUUGAGUAUUGCAAUGGAUUAGUUCAACAAUUGUGUUGGGCUUUGCAGAGGUUACAGCCAUGGCUUACAGGCUUUUAUGGCUUGUUUUUCUAAUGGGUGUCUUUUUUCUGGGGAGGGGGGAGUCUCAGGAGGACCUAAUUUUGCUGCAGCUGAAAAGUGAGUUGGUGGAUUAUGAUGGGGUUCUGAACAACUGGAUACAAUCUGAUGAUUCUCCCUGUGAAUGGAAAGGGAUUACAUGCGACCCGGGGUCGAAAUUCGUUGUGGGUGUUGAUCUGACUAGUGGAAACCUUUCUGGGUCGUUUCCCAGUGUAGUCUGUCGGCUGCCCCAUCUCAGGAAUUUGUCUCUGGCGUACAAUAACAUUGGCGGUACGCUGUCUCCUAACCUUUCGAUGUGCAGGAGACUUGAGCAUUUGGAUUUAUCUCAGAAUCUCUUUGUUGGAGACCUGCCUGAUUUUAUAUCAGAUCUGUCCGAAUUGAAAUAUUUGGACCUGUCUUCUAACAACUUUUCGGGUUCGAUUGCCUCGGGGUUUGGCAAGCUUCCAAAGCUUGAGAUUCUGAACCUGUGCUGUAAUUUUCUGAAUGGAACUGUUCCGGCCUUCCUGACGAAUUUGAGCAACCUUGUGGAGUUGACGUUAGCAAAUAAUCCCUUUGCUCCGUGGAAUUUGACAGAGGGUAUAGGUAAACUGUCAAAGUUGCAGAAUAUAUGGGUGCCUAACAGUUGUCUAAUGGGUGAGAUUCCUGAAUCUAUAGGCAGUCUGCUACAUUUGGUAAACCUGGACCUGUCGCUGAAUCAGCUCACCGGCGCCAUUCCAGAUAGCAUUUCACAGUUGAAAAGCAUUGGGCAAAUUGAGCUUUAUGGUAACCGUUUAACAGGACCCAUUCCUCGAAAUCUGAGCGGGCUAACUGCUCUCAGAAGAUUCGAUGCUUCCAUGAAUAUGCUUGAAGGGACUAUUCCUGAGAGCUUGGCUGCCUUACCGCUGGCGUCUCUGAAUCUUUUUGAGAAUCGUUUAGAAGGCAUCAUUCCAGGGGCCAUUGCUGAUUCCCCAAAUCUGUACGAGUUGAAACUGUUCUCAAAUAAGUUUUCAGGAAACCUUCCCAAAAAAUUAGGGGAGAACUCUCCGCUUGAAAUACUGGAUAUUGUGAAUAACAAUCUGAAUGGCCCAUUACCCUCAGGUCUUUGCAAGCAAGGUAAGCUAUCAGCUCUCAAUCUUUUCAACAACCGGUUCACAGGCCAACUUCCUGAGAAGUAUGGUGAUUGUCUGAGCCUCACUAGGGUGCGAAUGCAGAACAAUCAACUUACUGGAGAAAUACCUAGUUCGAUUUGGGGGCUUCCUCAUGUUUCUCUUCUUGACCUUAGCAACAAUCAGUUCAACGGCACGAUUUCUUCUGAAAUUGGAAAUGCUGGAAAUCUCUCCGUGCUGAACAUAUCUGGAAACCAGUUUUCAGGACCUCUUCCUUCUCAACUAGGAAAGGCGACUAAUCUUUCUGUAAUAGAUGGCAGUUACAAUCAGUUUACAGGAUCUCUGCCCCCCAGCUUAGGUUCACUUUUUCAGCUGGCCAAGUUCGACCUUCAGGGGAACCAGAUAUCAGGUGGUUUGAUUACUAAUAUACAGUCAUGGAGUCAACUGACCGAGCUGAACCUAUCCAAAAACAGGAUUUUAGGUCCUAUUCCUCCAGAGUUAGGGCAGCUGCCAGUUCUUACUUAUCUGGAUCUCUCUGUCAAUACCUUGGAAGGUGCAAUUCCUGUCGAGUUGGGUAAUUUGAAACUUAAUAUCUUCAAUGUUUCAGAUAAUCAGUUGACGGGAAUGGUUCCUGCUGCUUUCCGCAAUAGUUUUUACGAAUCAGGUUUGUUGGGAAAUGCUGGGUUGUGUGGUGAUGGUUUUAAAUCAAUAAAAUCUUGUUCUGGAAAGGAGUACAACAGAAAAGGGAACAGCCGGAGUACAUGGUUGCUCAUUGUAAUUUUUGCUUUAGCAGUCUUCAUUUUGUUGCUAGGGCUCGCCUGGUUUUAUAGAAAAUACCGCCUGUACAGUGGGACUAGAGAUGUGGAAAUGUUGGAGGACAAUAAAUCUGCCUGGAUGCUUACUUCCUUUCACAAAUUGGGUUUCAGGGGAUAUGAAAUUUUGGAUUGCAUAGACGAGGGAAAUGUGAUUGGAAGCGGUGGAUCAGGAAAGGUGUACAAAGCAACCCUUGGUAGCGGGGAUAUGGUGGCAAUCAAGAGGCUCUGGAGUGUUUCGGAUGCUAGCAAUGAUAAUGGAUUCAAGGCAGAAGUUGAGACUUUGGGACAAAUCAGGCACAAAAACAUUGUUAAACUAUGGUGCUGCUUUGCUAAUAGAGAUUCUAAUCUUUUGGUGUACGAGUACAUGCCUAAUGGUAGUUUGGGGGAUAUCCUUCGUGGUCCCAAAGCAGGUCUCCUUGAUUGGCCUACACGGUACAAAAUUGCAGUUGGAGCAGCUCAAGGUUUGGCAUAUUUGCAUCAUGAUUGCGUGCCUCCUAUCAUUCACCGUGAUGUGAAAUCUAAUAAUAUAUUGCUGGAUUCUGAUUUCAAUGCGCGGGUGGCUGAUUUUGGGCUUGCCAAGAUCAUUCAAAACCAUGAGAAGGGAAUGGGUUUAAUGUCUGCAAUUGCUGGCUCGUAUGGUUACAUAGCUCCAGAGUAUGCCUACACCCUGAAAGUGAAUGAGAAGAGCGAUAUCUAUAGUUUUGGUGUGGUGCUUUUGGAGCUGGUGACAGGCAAACAGCCAGUCGAUCCCAAAUAUGAGGAAAACAAAGACCUUGUGAAAUGUGUGCGCAGCAAAGUUGAGCAGCACAAUGGUUGGCAAGAUGUAUUGGAUCCUAGGAUUUCAGAUGGCUUCAUGGAGGAAAUGAUUCUGGUUCUCAAAGUAGCUCUCCUCUGCACCAGUGCUUUGCCCAUCAAUCGACCCUCAAUGAGGAAAGUCUUGGAGAUGCUGCCCGAGUAUGAGCAACAAUACAAGCAUAUGGAUUUCAGCAAGGAUGCCAAGCUUAUCUCCUUAUAAUGACGAAAAAAGAUCACACUUUGUCAGAUUGAAUUUUACUCUUUUGUGCUUUAAAAUGGACUUAUUUUGCUUGGUGUUCUGCACUGCACUAUUAAAAGUGGGUACCUUGCUAAACACCCACAUUUGGUCAUGUAGUUCAGAUUCUAUAUCCAUCAUUAACAAGUAUUGUCUAUAAUAUAUAUAGAUACAUGGUUGUCAAAGACCCCAGUCUGGUCCUUUAAUAUGGGGAGGAUCUAUAUCUACGAGUAAGAGCUAUUUUGUUCCUUGUAUAUAUACAGACCUUGCCCAAAAACCUGGCUUGGUCUUUUUGUUCAUGAUUUAUAUCUAGAAGUAAGAAGCACUUGUUCCUUGCAAAUAUACUCCUUGCCAAAGGCCCUGGUUUGGUAUGUUGUUCUGGUAUGUAUAUCAUUGGAUUAUUCAUUCCUUGCCAAAAACUCUUGGUGUUUUUGUCCUGAUAUAUAUCCACGAACAGGAUGCAUUUUCAUCUUAAGAAUAUAUACACACCUUUGUGGUGCAAACCAACUUGCUGCUCAUUUACUGUUUUGUAGAUAAAAGUGUGCCUUGGGCAAAUAGAGUUAGAGAAAGUUGCAGCAGGUCAGUAGUUCUUCAUGCUUAUGGAUAGAGUUGUAAAUUGUAAUACUGUUGAAAAUAGCAAAUAAGAAAUUAUUUAAGCUCUGUACUUGA